ACUUGACCCCCACUCCUGCUCAGAAGGUGGCGGUAACGCGCCUCACGUUGCUUGACACGGAGAAUAAGAAGAAGAAGAAGACGACGACGACGACUAUGGCUUCUGUCGUCCUGAGGUGGUGUGCUGUCCGGCGUGUUCUCCUGUUAACAAGCUCACACCAGUUCCCCACAGUUCCUAGUCUGAAGCUCCAUACUACAGUUUCUGCUAUGAUGGGUGCAACAGUGCAGCAGUUUGAGGAGGCCAAGAGUAAAUUGUCUACACUGAAGAAUGACCCAGGCAACGAGGUCAAACUGAGGAUUUACGCUCUGUUCAAACAGGCCACCCAGGGUCCCUGUAACACUCCCAGACCUGGUAUGCUGGACUUUGUCAACAAGGCAAAGUGGGACGCAUGGAAGAGUCUGGGUUCCACACCACAGGAUGAUGCCCGGCAGCAGUACUGCAAACUGAUCGAGUCCUUGGUGGAGGAAGAAGGAGGAAGCUCCACCCAGUUGACUACAAAAGCUGCUGGAAGUGGGGCAGUGUACGAGACACUGCUGGUCACCAAGGAAGACAACAUUACCACCAUCACGCUGAACCGGCCGGCAAAGAAGAACGCCAUCACCACAGGGAUGUACAACGAGAUCAUUGCAGCGCUUGAGCAGGCUGCGAAAGAUGAGUCGGUCAUUGCUGUUUUUACUGGUGCUGGCGAUUUCUACUGCAGCGGCAAUGACUUGACCAACUUCUCCAAGAUCCAAGACGGGGGGGUGCAGGAGGCGGCCAGACGUGGUGGAGACCUGCUCAGGAAGUAUGUGAAGGCCUACAUUGACUUUCCCAAGCUGCUGGUUGCUGUGGUGAAUGGGCCAGCUGUGGGGGUCUCAGUCACGGUGCUGGGACUUUUUGACCUGGUCUAUGCUACGGAGCGGGCUACAUUCCAUACCCCAUUCAGUCAGCUGGGGCAGAGCGCUGAGGGCUGCUCCUCCUAUACCUUCCCCAAGAUAAUGGGUGCUGCUAAGGCUAGCGAGAUGCUGCUCUUCAACAAGAAGCUGACGGCAGUCCAGGCCUGUGAGCUUGGCCUCGUCACUGAGGUUUUCCCUGACAGCAGCUUCCAGUCUGAGGUCUGGGCCCGACUGAAGGCCUACGCCAAGCUGCCUCACAAUUCUCUGACUCUGUCCAAGCAGCUGAUCCGGUCAGGGGAGAAAGAGCGUCUGCAUGCGGUCAACAAUGCUGAGGUGGAACUCUUGGUGGAGCGCUGGACAUCGGAUGAGUGCCUCACUGCCAUCAUGAGCUUCUUUCAGGGCAAGGCCAAGCUCUGACAGGUCCCCACAAUGAUAGAAAUAUCCCCACAGUAUAGAAAAAUGUAUAUUGAUGCAUAAAAAAAUGCGUCCAGUUUUCUGCACACUUGCAGUGCAGAUUCAAACUCUGGACUAGUAUGCUGACCAAUGUGGAUCCAGGCUAACUUUCUUGGACCCCUGCAGGCACUUGAUAAUGGCCCAAUUGGUCAUCAAAAUCAUUUUAAUGUCCGUUUGUUGAAUAUUUCUGCGUUUUUGACCAUUUUCCAUGUGCUCUAGCUCAAUCUCACGGCUUGACAAAAGAAGAGAGUGUUUCUAAGAGUCAAGGACUUGUUGUUCAGGCAGAGAAAAGUGUACAUCCUUGAGGAAACUAAGAACUAGUUUUCACCUGGCUCAACUGCCAGUUACACAGUUUCUCUCUGUAAUAAUCUAGAAAGGAUUUCAUACUGGAUCCAGACAUGAUGAAGUGCUAAAAAUCUUCUAAUAUCAUGGUAAAUGAACUGCUGAUGUCAUACUAAGAAUCAGUUUACAGCAUGCUAACAGAAAGAUGAUGAGCUGCUGACAUAAUGGUAACAAACACCCAACAUAUUGCUAAUGAACCGCUAAAAUCAUGCUCAAACUGUAUAUCAUGCUAACAAACCACUGGCCUCAUGUCAACGAACCACUGACAUUAUGCUAACUGCUAACAAACUGCCAUUGUCAUAUUAAAAGAACCUAUUAUUGUAAUGAACCACCAACAGUAUACUAACAAACCACUAAUCUGAAGUUAACAAACUCCUAACAUCAGGCUAACAAACCAGCCUUUGGUUUCAGACAUCCUAGCAGUGUCUGCUGUGUUUCUAUUGGUUUAACAUGAAGGAGCCCAUUUGUGUUGACUGUCAAUGUGCCUCAUGGCACUUAAAAUUAAAACUGUCACUUCAAUAAAGAACAGCUCACUGAUUGGUUUUCCAAGGUGUUCUGACCUGUGAACUGAAGCUUAUUUUGUUUUAUUUUUUACAGAUAAUUUUAAGAGGUAUUUUGAGUAAAAAGAAACUGACAAAUAUUGAUUUUUCUAUUGGGAUUCGGCUUAAUGAUUAUUUUCAACCUCGAAUAACAGCUUUUAUUUAAUCAAAAUACUAAAGGCUUAAAAUUGUUAGCAUUAGCUUAAUGGCUUUGUCAGGUGAGAAACAAGAUACUCAUUCUUGUUUCUUAAAAUGCAUGUAAUGUUGGGUUGUUGUUAAUGCUAGCUUUUGAUGGCUUCAAAUAACAGACUUUACAAUAGACUGUCCUCACAAUGACAGAAAUAUGUUCGGGUGUAUGUCCACAUGUCUUCCACCAGGUGACAGUACUCAGUUGUAAAUAACUAUAUGGUGUAUUAAAGGAACAGUCUGACAUUUUUGGAGGGAGAAGGAAAGAUUGGGUGAAGGCAGACAUAAAAAUUUGAGUAAAA
Molecule: messenger RNA, 2697 nt
Organism: Monopterus albus (swamp eel)
Lineage: Eukaryota; Metazoa; Chordata; Actinopteri; Synbranchiformes; Synbranchidae
Gene: eci2
Product: enoyl-CoA delta isomerase 2
Exons: 11
Coding region: 96-1292 (398 amino acids)
Cellular component (GO): mitochondrion; peroxisome
Molecular function (GO): delta(3)-delta(2)-enoyl-CoA isomerase activity; fatty-acyl-CoA binding
Source: RefSeq, a predicted model, not a curated record